AAAAGACAAACAACUUGACGUCAUGACACAAAAUAAAAAUCUAACAAAUGCUCAAGUAUCUAAUGUUAUCUCUCAAAUGUGGAAAAAUGAAAAAAAAGAAACAAAAUUAUAUUGGAAAAAACUUGCUGACAGUAUGAAGCUCAAACAUAUGCAAAAUUAUCCUGACUAUGUAUAUAAGCCAAAAAAACGUAUGAAAAAUGCUUCAGUGAUUAAAGCAAAGAUAUUGGCUCUUGCUCACAAAGAACUAUCUACUGAACCAUCAUUAUCUAUUAACAAUCAACCUAAUAUUAAUGAUAUUUCUUAUUU
Messenger RNA from Racocetra persica, 306 nucleotides. The record is from the annotation of a GenBank genome assembly. Lineage: Eukaryota; Fungi; Glomeromycota; Glomeromycetes; Diversisporales; Gigasporaceae.